AAUACGUGCGUGAAUACAAAAUUAGCGUAAAAAGGGGUUCAUCAGUUUGUGAAUGUAUCGGCUUAAUUGUUUGAAAUAAUGGAUACUGGAAUUAGUUUAUAUUAUCAUAUGUGUCAGAAUAAUCUUUUAUGUGCUUACUUGAUUUAUUUCAGCUUUCAAGUACGUAAUAUUGAUGAAUGAAGAGCUGUUACAGUAAAACUAAACAGCCAAAGGUCUCAACAAAAGCUCAACUUUCAUUUCCGAACCAGUAUAUUUCAUGGUGCUUUCAAUUGGAACAUAAAUGGAUGCGGAGCUCUGUGGAUAUCUGUAAAGAGGAUGCCGUACGAAAUGUGCGAAUCCAAUAUUAAAGGCUUAUAUAUUUGAAGGAAUUUAGUUUUAUGGAUACGGAAAGGAAUAUUCCACUUGGAAUAUAACGACAUAUGAAGGUGAUUUUAUAUAAUGCAGAUACUUGCAGCCUUCUCGCAUUGUUAACUUUUCCAAUACGCUGUAUCCAUCUGCAGUGGACACCAAUGGUACUUUCUUCUGUCAUUAAUGAAUUUAUUAAGCAAUGGAUUAUGUUUAUUCGAAUUUUGUCUUUAACACGAAGCGGUACAGAUUAUGAAAAUUGAAUUAUUGUGUAUUUUCGGACAAAACAAAUUUAAAAGGAUAUCAUAAAUUAAAUGAUAUCUUCUUCGUCAUUUUUUAGGAGAAUGGAUACAUUUUACAGAAAUAUUUUAUUCGUGUGCUUGUGCAGUUCAAUUAUUGCGGAUAAAAUAAUAUCAGAAAAAGGAGAAGUUCACAUUUCCAGAGAAGAACAAGACAAGGCGGUUUACGAUGAGCAGGUCAAAUGUUUGCACAAUAUCUUGUACGAUCCCUAUCCACCAGGUGUAUACUGCAACAGGACGUGGGAUGACAUCGCUUGUUGGCCAGAUACACCGGCUGGAAGUAUCACAUACCAACCUUGUCCUAACUACAUACAGGGAUUCUACUCGUUAGGUAAUGCAACCAAACGAUGCAUGCCUGAUGGCCAAUGGUAUGUUAACCCUGAACUCAAUGCCACAUGGAGCAAUUAUACACAAUGUCUUAGGAAUAGAGAGUCACCUGCUCAUGUUUCAAGUCUUAUAAUGGUUCACAUAGAGUACAUUCAGUUAAUGUACAAUACAGGCUAUGGGAUCUCCUUUGUGUCUUUACUUCUGGCUGUUUUCAUCAUGCUGAAAUUCAGAAAAUUGCAUUGUCCGAGGAAUACAGUUCAUAUCAAUUUGUUUGUGUCCUUUAUUUUGCGUGCAAUUCUAUGUUUCCUGAAAGAUAUAUUACUUGUGCAAGGUCUGGGGUUUUCAUUUGAUGUAGAACGGACAUCUACCGACACUGUGCUAUUUAUAGAAGACGGUACGCACUGGGAAUGCAAGUUACUGUACACCUUAUUUCAUUACGUGUUGUCGGCGAACUACAUGUGGAUUCUUGUUGAAGGUUUAUAUCUACACACGCUUGUGUAUGUGUCUGUGUUCUCAGAGCGUGGCAGUGUAAAAUGGUACUAUCUUCUUGGUUGGGGAACGCCUCUACUGAGUGUAAUCCCAUGGGCUGUUCUGAGAGUUACUUUGGAAAAUAUUUUAUGCUGGAAUACCAAUCCAACCCAAGGAUAUUUUUGGGUGCUGAAGGGACCAAUAGUGCUCAGUAUUCUGGUAAAUUUCAUCUUUUUUAUCAACAUCCUACGAGCAUUAUUUACAAAACUUCACAAACCAAGCACAUCAGCUGCACGCAGAAAUAGAUAUAGACGUUUAGCAAAGGCAACGCUAAUUUUGAUUCCUCUUUUUGGUGUCCACUACAUUGUGUUUAUAGGGGUUCCAGCCAAUUUGAACCCUACAGCAGAAAUAGUUAAACUUUACUUUGAAAUGUUCUUCAAUUCCUUCCAGGGUUGUCUGGUUGCAGUUCUGUUAUGCUUUUUUAACCAGGAGGUUCAAAUGGAAAUACGUAAGUCUUGGUACAGACUCUGUUCCAAGCCUGACCCUCUAUAUAUUCAACAAGCUCAAUUACUUGUCAAUAGCUUUGAAGGUGCCAGACGACAUCGAGAAUCUCGCUCAAAUUUACAUUCUGACAAGCAUGUGUCUUCAGAAGGAUCAUCAGGUGUUGUAGACGGGUGUCUGUGUAAGUGGACGCUUGAUAAAAACGGACGCCUACGCUGUUCUUUUGUGAAAACUACUCCAUUGAAAACAGCAAGACAAAAGAAGAUUUAUUUGGUAAAAGAAACAAAAAUGUAACAAAUUUGUGAAAUUAUACGUGGUCAUACAGUGAAACUAUUAUACAAAGUCUGACCUCGGUGCUUUUAAGACACAUCCUUUGGUACAAACACAAACCGACAUUCCACUAGUCUCAUGUUUUAUACGAACAUCAUUCUUUUCAACACAACCCAACAGAUUAAAGAGAUUUUCUUUAGCCAGAAUGACAGAUAAAGUGACAGAAUACUUUACGGACUCUGAUUCAUUUAUGAAUAAUCUUAAAUUUUAAUGCACAUUUUUGGUGUUUGAAUAUAUCUGGAUGGUAAACCUUUUGUGUGAAAUUCAAAUAUUGAAGUAACAUUUGCUUUCAAUAAUUUUGGAGAUUAGAAAAGAAAAAUGUUUUUUUUACAUCUGUGAUAACAUAACAUGCAAGCCUUUUGUGGUUAAUGUCUUUAUGGUUCAUAAUUUUUAUUCUUGUCAGUAUUGUGAUACAUGAGAAAGUGAAUUAUCUUUUAGCUAUCUUAAAUUAUAGAUAAUUACAAAACUGUGAUAGGACUGUCUGUAAAAUUGAGAUAAAUACGUUUUCUGAAUUACAGAAAUUGUGGACAACCAUAAAUGAUUGCCUACGUUAACAAGAACAGAACUGGAAUUAAAUGUUGAAAGUAUUUAUUUGGUUUUGUUUGGGAACUCCUUAAAACAUAAUAACUUUAUUUCUAUUUUAUUCAAGCUCUACUUACUUUUCUUAUUCUAAAAGGUAAAGAGAUCAUUCUUGCUGUUGAAGGCAUUUCCUAAAGACUAGUGUGUGCUUCGUUCAUUUUUGUUCAUUUUUGUUCGACCAGUACAUUUUAAGACCACAAAAGUGGUAUCUAUGUGGUAUUCUGUCUGGACUGUAAUUGAAUAAUGUAAUUGUUUUGCUUCGUUACGCUUGUGUAGUUCUUCAUUCUGAUGAGUUAUCCAAUGAUAUUAAUUGUCGUUUGUGGUACAUUUAUAAAGGUAAAAUUGUGGACGAAAAAGACAAAAUGUUUUAAGUAAUCAUAGAAACGAUAUUUAACACAUUUGGUGAUAUUCUUAGUUACCAUAGAUAUUUUGUCUUACUUUGAAGAUGUGGGUGCGCAAUUUUCAUGUUUUUGCCAACGUGACCUACGUAUGGGUAACACCUGAAAAAUGCUUUAAAAUGAAACAUUCCACUUUUCGAUUUCAUGUUAUUCAUUCUUUCGACGGAUAAGGUACUAAGAUAAUUUAAAUCUGUCAUAAAUUGUUGCGACAUCGCAUAUAGUCGUGAAGCAAGAUUUAAUUCGACAAAAUAUUUGUUUCUGGUUUCUUUGUAAAAUAGAAUAAAACAAAUCAAGGAUUACAUUCUUGAGGAAAAAUAUCAGAGUAACAGGUUAGUACCAUUAACAGGAAAUUACAUUCUUGCUUACCUAACUGGAAAAGACGAUUUCUUUUCUGGGUAGGAGAUCAUCUUAUCAUUUCUCUAAUGAAAGUAAUAAGUUUCACGUGCCCAUAGUGAUGUCAUAUUAUAACGUCAUAAACUGCAAGUAUGACUGAUAAUUUACACUAUCUUAGAAAUAAUAAUUUUGACAAUGACGGUAGGCAAGAAGCAUUAUCUUUCAUAUCUGCUACAUGUAUAAGACAGCUGUUUCCCAACCUUUGUACAACGUAGAUAAAAAUGUGAAGUGCUCAUUGUACUAUUCAACGCUGCCAAAUAGUUGGGAAAACCUGUUUUACACAGACAGGAAUGUAAGAUGCUUAAAACUGUAAAACCAUGUUCAUGAACAACGUGAAUAAAUUCUAUUUUUUGUAAAAGUGUUAUUGUUCUCUACUUAUUCGUAACAUAUACUGCUAUUUAAGUUUAACUAUAGUUUGGUGACAAUCAAAUAGCCCGUCGUAGACAAUCAAUUACCCCAUCGUAGCUAAAAUACGAUAUUGUAGUUGAAAGAGACCUAAGAAAGUGCCGAUGUGUAGCCGAUAACUAUACCUCCUAUAUAUUGCUCCACUUUGUGUAGUGUAAAUAGUACCUAUAACUCAUAAACUUAUGUCAACUGAUUUAGGUUAGUUGUUUUUGCUUUGUUGAUGACAUCUGAUUGUCUUUUUCGGUCCUAGAGUCAGCUGACAUUAUAUCUUUAAAUUUCAACGUACAAUAAUUUAAAAUCUUAACAAACAUGGCAUUGGAUAAGGUUCUAUUUUUUAAAAACCGCUGGUGCAAUUUGUGCCGUUGGACCAUUAUUAUUGAGUUCAGUAUAUUUGCCAGAAAUUGCAGAAUUUUAGUUUUACAUGGUGGGCAAAACCAUUCUUCCGAGAUGAAUAAUACACAGGCGUAAUAAGAGCAUUUUGUUGCAUUUUUAUAUUUUUGAAAAGUUCUGCCCUUUUCAGGAUUAUUGUUGCGUACAAUUAUAAAGAACAAAUCACUUAAUGAUAGAUCUGCCAUCUGGAAAAUACAAAUAGAACCAGUGCUACUGAAUUGAAGUAAAUAGCUAUUCUUUACAGUGUUAUCCUUCUCGACCUGAAUACGUUCAUGAUAUACAGUAGACUUUCGCAUGUUUUAAAGCGAAUUCCUAAAGUUUUUUAUGCGCAUCUUUCUGCGCAGCCGACACUUUCUAUGGAAAACUGAAGUGAAGUCAACAUUUGUUGAAACAUGUGACAGACAAUCUUAAAUAUGAGGAAUCUUGAAUGAAAUAACAUUUUUGAUAAGUUUUAUCAGUAAUCAAAUGUUGAUACUGGUUUAUGUUGUAUUAACAAGUAUCAUGCCUGACAGGUAUCUUGCCAUUUUUGUGUUUGGGUUUUCACAUUGCAUUUUAGUACAAAGACAGUGUUGUUCAUAUAAUGUAAGACAAUUGACUUAGUGCAGAUAAGACAAUAUCACCUUUCAGAUUAUUUAGUAUUCAAUUAUAGAAAGAAUUAAGAAUUUUUAAAACUUUUUUUAACUUCUAGCAGAUAUACAUGUAAUAAUUUGGUCAGGUUCGCGCCAUUUUUCGUCCGAACAGGUGUUGUAUUCUAACGGUCUUAACAAUAAAUUUAGCCUGGUGACCCAUACAUUUUUAGCCAUUUUUAAGCUCACAAUACAAUUAUUUAUACACAAGAAAAACAGGAAAAAAAUUUAUGAAACAGUUUUUUCAAAAUUUUAAAAAAUAUUCUUCACUAUGGGUAUUUUUCAUUUAAAAAGUUCACAAAAGUGAAUAUGAAACAAUAUGUUUUUUUCAUUUGUAUCCAUUAUUGUAAGGAUAUAGUAUUACAAAUAUGACUAUGAUAUCAAAUAAGUAUAUAAUAAAAUCUGUAAAAAGAAAAAACCUUAUUGUGCUGUCUUGAUGUA
This is a messenger RNA of Mercenaria mercenaria, 5502 nucleotides long. RefSeq names its product secretin receptor-like. The coding region runs from base 660 to 2234 and encodes 524 amino acids. The transcript is spliced from 13 exons. Gene Ontology annotation, cellular component: plasma membrane. Lineage: Eukaryota; Metazoa; Mollusca; Bivalvia; Venerida; Veneridae. Gene Ontology annotation, molecular function: peptide hormone binding; G protein-coupled peptide receptor activity. Gene Ontology annotation, biological process: cell surface receptor signaling pathway; adenylate cyclase-modulating G protein-coupled receptor signaling pathway. The record is from RefSeq and is a predicted model, not a curated record.